CGGGGCCCCGGGACUGUUCCCCCCGGGAGCAGCGGAGCUGCGCUGUGGGCCCCUCCCGGAUUCUAGCGGACGCCGGGCGCGGGCACUGGAGCGGGUGUGCAGUUAAAAGGCAGCUACCGAGCGGGCAGUCGAGCGGAGUGUUCGCGGGUCACCGGCUGCAGGCGCGAUGAGACCGGGAGAGGAGCGGCCCUUGGAGGGGGGCGCUUGCAGCGGCGUCUCCCAGCUGGAGCUGCUGAAGCUGCGCGCCGCGGAGCGCAUUGACGAGGCGGCCGAGCGCCUGGGGGCCCUGAGCCGCGCGAUCUGGAGCGAGCCCGAGCUGGCCUACGAGGAGCACCGGGCCCACGGCGUGCUGACGCGCUUCUUCGAACGCGAGCCUCCAGCUGCCUCUUGGGCAGUGCAGCCGCACUACCAGCUGGCCACGGCCUUCCGCGCAGAGUGGGAGCCGCUGGGGGUCCGUGCAGCGCGGCGCCCGCUGCAGCUGGGCUUCCUCUGCGAAUACGACGCGCUGCCCGGCAUCGGGCACGCCUGCGGCCACAACCUGAUCGCCGAGGUCGGGGCGGCGGCCGCGCUGGGCGUGAAGGGGGCCCUGGAGGGGCUCCCCGGGCCGCCUCCGCCGGUGAAGGUAGUUGUCCUGGGAACGCCUGCAGAAGAAGAUGGUGGUGGCAAAAUUGAUUUAAUUGAAGCGGGGGCUUUUAAAAAUCUUGAUGUUGUUUUUAUGGCCCACCCAUCCCAAGAGAAUGCUGCUUAUUUACCUGAUGUGGCUGAACAUGAUGUGAUUGUGAAAUACUAUGGAAAAGCAUCUCAUGCUGCUGCAUAUCCCUGGGAAGGAGUAAAUGCAUUAGAUGCUGCCGUUCUCGCCUACAACAAUCUGUCUGUGUUGAGACAGCAAAUGAAACCAACCUGGAGAGUUCAUGGCAUAAUAAAAAGUGGUGGUGUAAAACCCAAUAUCAUUCCGUCUUAUUCUGAAUUAAUCUAUUACUUCCGUGCACCCUCAAUGAAAGAACUUCCAGUUUUGACCAAAAAGGCAGAAGAUUGCUUCAGAGCUGCAGCUUUGGCUACUGGGUGUACAGUAGAAAUUAAAGGUGGAGCACAUGAUUAUUACAAUGUUCUUCCCAAUAAGAGCCUAUGGAAAGCUUAUAUUGAAAAUGGAAAAAAACUGGGAAUAGAAUUUAUUUCAGAAGAUGCAAUGUUGAACGGCCCUUCAGGAUCGACUGAUUUUGGAAAUGUUACUUUUGUGGUUCCUGGGAUUCAUCCAUAUUUUUACAUUGGAUCUAAUGCCUUGAAUCAUACAGAACAAUAUACUGAAGCUGCAGGGUCUCAAGAAGCUCAGUUCUACACUUUGCGUACAGCCAAAGCUCUGGCAAUGACUGCGUUGGAUGUUAUUUUUAAACCAGAGUUGCUGGAGAGAAUCAAAGAGGACUUUAAAUUGCAACUUCGAGAAGAAGAGUUUUUAAAUACAGUAGAAUAAAAGGAAGACCUAGGAGCCACUUAUGGAUCAUUAAGAAGUACUGAUUUUUUUCUUGAAUCUUUUUUAAUAAUGGAGGAGGGUGUGCUUAAUUUUUAGUCUUAAGGGAAUCAAAUUCCUCUUACCUGAAGAGGGAGGCCAUGAUCCAUGAUGCAGAGAAAACACAUUACCUCAUAUCUAAAAUGAAAAAUUUCAGGGGCGCCUGGCUGGCUCAUUCGGAGGAGUGUUCAACUUUUGAUCUCAGGUGGUUGUUGAGUUUGAGCUGAUACGUAAUGGCUUUUCUUUUCUUUUCUUUUCUUUUCUUUUCUUUUCUUUUCUUUUAAGAUUUUAAGUAAUCUCUACAUCCAACAUGGGGCUCAAACUCACAAAGCCACAAGAUUAAGAGUUGCACGCUCCUCUGACUGAGCUAGCUGGGCACCCCUGUAAUGGCAUUUCUUUUUCUUUUUCCAUUUCUUUUGCGAUGGCAUUUCUUAAUCUGGAUGAUCCAUGGCUUAUCAGUGAUAAUAUUUUAUAAAUUCAUAUGUUGUGGAGCUAUAUUUUAAAAGAUCAGGGGAUUUCAAACUUUAUAUUUAGAAUUGAUCCAUGAAAGAUUUUUUUUUUCUUUCUUUCUUUCUUUCUUUCUUUCUUUCUUUCUUUCUUUCUUUCUUUUGGU
Prionailurus viverrinus (fishing cat) is the source of this 2117-nucleotide messenger RNA. RefSeq names its product peptidase M20 domain containing 2 (gene PM20D2). The record is from RefSeq and is a predicted model, not a curated record. NCBI's taxonomy places the organism in Eukaryota, Metazoa, Chordata, Mammalia, Carnivora, Felidae. Gene Ontology annotation, molecular function: dipeptidase activity. The transcript has 7 exons. The coding region runs from base 167 to 1468 and encodes 433 amino acids.